Messenger RNA from Chenopodium quinoa (quinoa), 2183 nucleotides. Its product is annotated as probable serine/threonine-protein kinase At1g01540. Gene Ontology annotation, molecular function: ATP binding; protein kinase activity. Lineage: Eukaryota; Viridiplantae; Streptophyta; Magnoliopsida; Caryophyllales; Amaranthaceae. The transcript has 7 exons. The record is from RefSeq and is a predicted model, not a curated record. The coding region runs from base 367 to 1809 and encodes 480 amino acids. Gene Ontology annotation, biological process: protein phosphorylation.
CCCCACCAAAAUCGACAGUUUUUAUUAAUAUUUAUUUCAAUUUCUAUUUUUCUAAUUUCUUUAUUUCUCUUACAUUUAAUUUAUGUUUUUAUUUUACUGACUCUCACUGCUACUCCGCAAAACCUGUUACUGGUAGAACUCAAAUAAUCCGACGGAUUGAAAAAAAGUGUCGCAAUCACUUAAAAAAAUCAACCUAAAUAAAAAUUUCUUCACUUCUCUAUCUUUUCACCAAAACCCCACUUCAGUUUUUUCUUUUAAGCUCACACCCACCACCUUCUCUUUCUCUCUCCUGCUUCUUUUGGAUUUUUUCUGGGGAAUGCACACCAACUGUUCGAUGAAUUGCUUGAAUGAACUUUGAUCAUAAAAAUGGAGGAUCAGCUCUCAAAACAAACCUCAAUUUUUGGGAUACGAUUAUGGGUUUUGGUUGGAAUUUCUGUAGGAGCCGCCAUUGUUAUCUUUCUCUUCCUUGUAUCUCUUUGGUUCUUCUCAAAGCGCAACAAUAGCAAGAAAGCGAAGCAAUCUCAACUUCCACCCACCUCAAAUACAACAAUAAUCCCAGUUUUAUCGAAAGAAAUCCAAGAGAUUACUGUUGCAAAACCAGCUCAUACGAAUACCCAUGUCCAUCAACAUCAUCAACCCGACCCGGAUAGAAUUAUGGGUAUUGACGAUAAUCAUGCUUUGAUUGUGAAAGAAGGAAGAGAGGAAAGAAUCCAAAUUGAGAUGUUGGGUAAGGAUAAAUUUGGUGGCUCAUCUUCGGCGGCGUCGGUGGGGGGUGGUCGGAAUUUGGGUGAUCAUCAGGUGGCUACGGUGGUGCCGGAAGUGUCCCAUUUGGGUUGGGGUCGUUGGUACACUCUCAGAGAAUUGGAGGAUGCUACUAAUAGAUUUUCUGACCAAAAUGUUAUAGGUGAAGGUGGUUAUGGUGUUGUUUAUUAUGGUGUUUUAGAUGAUAAUACCCAGAUUGCUGUCAAGAAUUUGCUCAACAACAAGGGACAAGCUGAGAAAGAAUUCAAGGUUGAAGUGGAAGCGAUUGGUCGAGUUCGGCACAAGUGUUUAGUUAAAUUGUUGGGUUAUUGUGCUGAAGGAGAACAAAGGAUGCUUGUUUAUGAGUAUGUAAAUAAUGGAAAUUUGGAACAGUGGCUUCAUGGGGAUGUUGGUCCUUGUAGUCCUCUUACUUGGGAGAGCAGGAUGAACAUUAUACUGGGAACAGCAAAAGGAUUAACUUACCUUCACGAGGGACUUGAACCAAAGGUUGUUCAUCGGGAUAUUAAGUCAAGCAACAUAUUACUGGACAAGCAGUGGAAUGCUAAGGUUUCCGACUUUGGUCUUGCAAAACUUCUUGGCUCUGAUCAUAGCUAUGUAACAACUCGUGUGAUGGGAACAUUUGGCUAUGUUGCCCCCGAGUAUGCAAGUACUGGCAUGUUGAAUGAAAGGAACGAUGUGUAUAGUUUUGGAAUCCUCAUUAUGGAAAUUAUUUCUGGAAGAAGCCCUGUUGAUUAUAGUCGCCCUCCAGCAGAGGUGAACUUAGUUGACUGGCUUAAAACAAUGGUUACGAAUAGGAAUCCGGAGGGAGUUUUGGAUCCCAAACUACCUGAAAAACCUGCAUCUAGAGCACUCAAGAAAACUUUGCUAGUAGCCUUGCGUUGUGUUGAUCCAAAUGCACUAAAGAGGCCGAAAAUGGGGCAAGUUGUACAUAUGCUUGAAGCCGAGCAAGAAUCUUCCUUCAGAGAUGACCGCUCACGGACAUCAGGAAGGACGAUUGUUGAGACUGAUCACAAAGAAGCGACAACAUUGAAGCAGGUAAACGAAUAGAGAAUAUAACGUGAGGCAGACUUCUGAAUUCUAUUGCAAGUCUCCAACAAGGAAAGGCAUGAAAUUUUUUGCCAUUGAAAUGAAUCCAAUUUUUUUGUUUUGUUUUGGUGUUGCACCGUCUAGUUCAUUCAUUGUGUCAAUCCUUUCACAACUCGCUUUUGCAAGCCAUUCCCUGUCCUCUAAAAAAGGAUCUUCCCCUACCUUCCUUUACACUUCGUUGAAUAGCCUCAAUUCUAUAUAGACAAGUUUUGUAAAGUGAAUCUUAAGUAAUGCUAGUGCUUUAGAGCUGUUAAAAUUGAUGGUUAUGGCAUAUACUCAAGAAAAUCUAUUUCAUAUUUAUUACAAGAUCCUUAUAUCAUGUCAAUUUUUAUUUA